This is a messenger RNA of Cucurbita moschata (crookneck pumpkin), 1436 nucleotides long. Its product is annotated as E3 ubiquitin-protein ligase MIEL1. Lineage: Eukaryota; Viridiplantae; Streptophyta; Magnoliopsida; Cucurbitales; Cucurbitaceae. Gene Ontology annotation, molecular function: ubiquitin protein ligase activity; zinc ion binding. The coding region runs from base 350 to 1153 and encodes 267 amino acids. The record is from RefSeq and is a predicted model, not a curated record. The transcript is spliced from 13 exons. Gene Ontology annotation, cellular component: nucleus. Gene Ontology annotation, biological process: ubiquitin-dependent protein catabolic process; protein ubiquitination.
AAGUGAGGGAAGAAGAAGUUAUUUCUCCAAACCCAAGAAAGAAAAAGUGACGAGAGAAGUUUUGGAAUCCUCGUUGCCUUCGAAGUGUUUGUUAAAAUGCCCCAAUCAGUUUCUUGGCUUACCAGUUCUUACCCUUCAUUGAAUUCCCCAUUUGCUAAAAUUUCGGCGCCUCCCCCUUUCACCUUCCCAUGAAAAUUGCAAAUCGAGAUGCAGAAGGUGGAUAUAAAUUUGGGGUCUCCAUCAUUAACAUUUCCUUUUGGGGAGAUAUUGAAUCGACAACCAAACAGCCCUUCUUUCCCUUUUAAGAAGCUCUUCCGUCGCCUCUCUUCCCUCUCCGCCUGACCUUUCAAUGGAAGUCUCAGCCGAUGAUCGUUUCGAUUUUGGGAAGAUGGGCUAUGGAUGCAAGCAUUAUCGCAGGAGAUGUAAGAUUCGAGCCCCAUGUUGUAAUGAAAUCUACCCCUGUCGCCAUUGCCAUAACGAAGCAACGAGUGUGAUGACCAGACCCUUUGAUCGUCAUGAACUCAACCGUUUCGAUGUUAAACAAGUCGUCUGUGCGGUUUGUGACACGGAGCAGCCAGUUGCUCGAGUUUGUACGAAUUGUGGUGUUAAUAUGGGAGAGUAUUUCUGUGAAAUAUGCAAAUUCUAUGAUGAUGAUAUUGAGAAGGGGCAGUUCCACUGUGAGGAUUGUGGGAUUUGUAGGGUUGGUGGUCAAGAAAACUAUUUUCAUUGCAAGAAGUGUGGAUCAUGUUACUCCGUAAAUUUGCGUGACAAUCAUUCGUGUAUCGAGAACUCUAUGCAGCACCACUGUCCAAUAUGUUAUGAGUAUCUCUUUGACUCGCUGAAAGACGUUGCUGUUAUGAAAUGUGGACACACGAUGCAUCGCGAAUGUUACUUCGAGAUGAUAAUACGUGAGAAAUACUGUUGUCCAAUUUGCUCUAAGUCGGUUAUCGACAUGUCCAAAGCGUGGAAACAAUUAGACGAGGAGAUUGAAGCAACAGUCAUGCCGGAGGAAUAUCGUGACAAAAAGGUAUGGAUUUUGUGCAACGACUGCAACGACACGACUGAAGUGUGCUUUCACAUAAUCGGGCAGAAAUGCAACCACUGCCAAUCGUACAACACGCGUGCCAUAGCUCCUCCAGUUCUACCACAGUGAUAGAGAUCAUCAUCAUCAUCAUCAUAUGUUAAGGAGGGUUUGGUUGGUUGGGUGGGUUCUGUAUCAGUUAUAUAUAUAUAUAUAUAUGUAUAACUCCCAUUAAUAUCACUUCAAAGAUUGCAUUUCUGAGUAAUUGGGUUGUGGAAUCUUGGAAACUGUUGUUUUUUCAGGUUGUUAAUUCUUCUUCCUCCAUUGGUGGGAUCUUAAAGAAACCCAGGUAUAAUGAAUUUGUGACCAUAUAAUAUACUAACUUUGGAGUGAAUACCUUUAUUUUCCAUUGUUC